Molecule: messenger RNA, 905 nt
Organism: Manis pentadactyla (Chinese pangolin)
Lineage: Eukaryota; Metazoa; Chordata; Mammalia; Pholidota; Manidae
Gene: MITD1
Product: microtubule interacting and trafficking domain containing 1
Exons: 7
Coding region: 27-770 (247 amino acids)
Biological process (GO): midbody abscission
Cellular component (GO): midbody
Source: RefSeq, a predicted model, not a curated record
AGAAUGCGGAAGGGAUUUCCGGAAUUAUGGCGAGGUCUGAUUGCGUGUCUGGUCUCGGGAGCACUGCUGCAGUCGUUGUGCUAAAGAGGGCGGUGGAACUAGAUUCGGAGUCCCGGUACCAGCAGGCUCUGGUGUGUUACCAGGAGGGUAUUGACCUGCUCUUGCAGGUUCUGAAAGGUGCCAAAGAUGAUACAAUGAAAUGUAAUCUCAGAAAAAAAAUUUCUGGCUACAUGGAUAGAGCAGAAAACAUAAAGAAAUACUUGGAUCAAGAAAAAGAAGAUGGAAGAUAUCAUAAGCAGAUUAAAAUAGAAGAGAAUGCAACAGGUUUUGGUUAUGAGUCACUUUUUCAAGAAUACCUUAAUGAAUGGGUUACAGAAGUUUGGAUAGAAGAUCCUUAUAUUAGACAUACUCAUCAGCUGUAUAACUUUCUUCGAUUUUGUGAGAUGCUUGUUAAGAAAUCAUGUAAAGUAAAAACGAUUCAUCUUCUCACCUCUCUGGAUGGCAUUGGGAAAGAGCAGCAAUGUGGCCUGGAAGAAAUAAAAGAGUCACUGAGAAAGCAUGGAGUGCUAUUGGAAUUAGAAUAUUCUUCUUCAAUACAUGACCGAGAAAUUCGGUUCAACAAUGGAUGGAUGAUUAAGAUUGGAAGGGGACUUGAUUAUUUUAAGAAACCACAGAGUCGUUUUUCCCUUGGAUAUUGUGAUUUUGAUUUAAGACCAUGUCAUGAAACAACAGUGGACAUCUUUCAUAACAAGCACACAAAAAAAAUAUGAUGGGUAGUAGCUUACAUUAAAUAUUUCUAUUUUUAGUAAAUACUGUAUAUUUUUUUACUUUGAAUAGCUCGUUCCUGUAAUGUAUAAAUUUAACAAUAAACUUUAACAUUUCUACUAAUUUAUGGAUCUGUUGUU